CGUGUUCACAGACGUCUGAGUUUGUGGUUUUGUUGGUCCUGCAGGAUAAUGUACAGAGAGCUGAAGGACGCCGACAAAGAGAAGGAGAGCGGCAAGAUGGACGUGUGUGAGCACAGCAUCAGUAUAUCAGGAGGUCGUUCUGGAGGUCUGAGCCCGAGCUCGCUCUCGGCCAAUCAGAGCAGCGAGAUCUUGUGUGUUGCCCGGGAGAUGGCACAGGCGAAGGCAGGCUGCAGCCAGAACGCCUGCGGGGUGGAGGACGUCCUGCAGCUGCUGCGCAUCCUCUACAUCAUCGGAGGAGACGCAGCGUCCAACGCACGCACUCUGCAGGAGGAUUUCGACGAGCUGCAGUUCAACGCGUCUCCGGAGGAGUUCACCAGUAAGAAGAUCACAACCAAGAUCCUGCAGCAGAUCGAGGAGCCUCUGGCGCUGGCGAGCGGUGCUCUGCCCGACUGGUGUGAGCAGCUCACCUCUAAGUGUCCUUUCCUCAUCCCCUUUGAGACGCGACAGCUCUACUUCACCUGCACGGCGUUCGGAGCGUCCAGGGCCAUCGUGUGGCUCCAAAACCGGCGGGAGGCGACCAUGGAGCGCUCGCGGCCGUCCACCACGGUGCGGCGGGACGACCCCGGAGAGUUCAGGGUGGGUCGGCUCAAACACGAGCGAGUCAAAGUCCCCCGAGGAGAAGCCAUGAUGGAGUGGGCCGAGUCCGUCAUGCAGCUGCACGCCGACAGGAAGUCAGUGCUGGAG
Plectropomus leopardus (leopard coralgrouper) is the source of this 744-nucleotide messenger RNA. The record is from RefSeq and is a predicted model, not a curated record. NCBI's taxonomy places the organism in Eukaryota, Metazoa, Chordata, Actinopteri, Perciformes, Serranidae.